Molecule: messenger RNA, 1111 nt
Organism: Rosa chinensis
Lineage: Eukaryota; Viridiplantae; Streptophyta; Magnoliopsida; Rosales; Rosaceae
Exons: 4
Coding region: 228-890 (220 amino acids)
Source: RefSeq, a predicted model, not a curated record
AGAAGAAAGAGAUGUUCAUUGGCUCUGGAAACUAUUGAUAAGUCAUUAACUUUACGCCUAAUCCUCAUAAAUAGCGUGUCAACCAAACCUUUUACAAACAGAUUCAUCUUUCAUUCCAAAUACACUUUCCUUUGCAUUCAUUUCACCUUUGUUUCCUCAGUCGUCUUCUCAAUCUUCCAAAACCUACUUCAUUUCUUUCUCUGCAAUUCAACGCAGAACUUGGCGCCAUGGCCAUGUCCAUCAGAACAAUCACAACAACAACAGCUCUUACUCUCAGCAAUUCUAGAUCAUCACAACUUCAUCACCACCUCAGAUUAAACCAGAGAGAUUCAUGUCGUUUUCUCGGAAACCGGAGCUUGCCAUCGUGCAAUACGAGCCUUCAGAGAGUUCAGAUUGGCAGCAAGAUCCUGCUAAUGGUGGUCAACAGCGUUGACCCCGGCACCCCUCCUCUUCCUUCUGAACCUUCUGGUGGUUCUUGGAAAAUGUGGCUUUUAGGUGUACUUUUCUCAGUAAUUAUUCCCUUAACGAAGAACAAAUGGUACCCAUUACUCAAGUUGAAAGACCGAGUGGAGACGGUGACGGAUGCCGCAGAAGAAGUGGCAGAGCUCGUGGAAAAGGUGUCUGAGGAAGUAGAGGAGGUUGCGGACGAUAUCGGCAACCAUCUUCCCGAAGGUAAACUUCGACAUGCUGCCAUGCGUGUGGAGGAAUUAGCUGACAAAACAGGCAAGGCUGCGGCCAUGGCGGAUGAUAUUAUUGAGAAGGUUGAGGAAGUGGAGAAAGAGGUAGACUCCAUCACUGACAAGGCCAACGAGAAAAAGAAAGAAGACAAAAUCAAAGAAGCGAGUACCGAGCAAGAUAAUAGUAUUAAAAAUGAGACGGUUGCAGACUGAGCCAGCUUGUGGCUAGCGCAAUGCAUGCAUGUGAAUCCUGUAUGUAUGAGGUUUGUCGAUGUAAUUCAAUAUUUUAUAAUUUUUAUAUAUCAUAGAAUUUAUUUAACUAAAUGUAUAAGCUUGUUGCUGUAAGUUUCAAUUUCAGAUAACUGUAGUAUUAGAAUAAAAACUAUGAAGUAUAGGGUGCAACUUAGACCCUAUUCUAACCCACCAAUUCAAUC